Messenger RNA from Pseudophryne corroboree (corroboree frog), 6926 nucleotides. RefSeq names its product zinc finger protein 706-like. Lineage: Eukaryota; Metazoa; Chordata; Amphibia; Anura; Myobatrachidae. The record is from RefSeq and is a predicted model, not a curated record. The transcript has 4 exons. The coding region runs from base 227 to 454 and encodes 75 amino acids.
UCCCGGAAUGGGCGGAGCCUACGCUAUGGUGCCUGUUGCCUAGCAACACGCACGCUCGGCGCUGGGUAGGAAGUGGCGUGGUGCUGAAACUGGAAGAAGCCGGAAAAGGCCGGAUGUGAACGCCGCCUGGUGUCGCGACACCGCGUGAUCGGGAUAUCGUGACAGAAGAGGCGCGGGGGACCUCAGUGAGCGGUGCCUUGGGGGAUAACACCAGUGAAUUGGCAGCAUGGCUCGGGGACAGCAAAAGAUUCAGUCCCAACAGAAGAAUGCCAAGAAACAGGCUGAGAAGAAGAAACAUGGAAGCGACCAGAAAGCUGCUGCAAAAGCAGCUUUGGUCUUCACAUGUCCUGUGUGCAGGACACAGAUGCCAGAUCCCAAAACCUUCAAGCAGCACUUUGAAAGCAAGCACCCUAAGUCUCCAAUGCCUCCAGAACUAGCGGAUGUGCAGGCAUAGCAUGAAUAACGAUAUGUCCUCAGCUGAUGAAUGCACUGAAUGAAAUGGGUUGGGCAUCUCUAAAAGCCAUUUCUUCUUCAGUUCUGGCCGCGCCUACUGCAUACGUUAUGUUACGUCACAGAUGUGUGACAUAAGAAUAUUUGGACUUUGAUGCUGCAGCAACUACUAAUAAUUCACAGUAUGGAUUUGUAUACGUCAUUAUACGAGUGAUAUUGUGUGUCUGAUUAUUUUUUAUUCUUCAAAGGGAGCAUUUCUACCCCAUGUGUGGACACUUUCUCCUGCUGACGGGCUAUGAGUUGAUGUGAAGAUUAGGUUGGAUAUACCUUUCAUUACAACACUAUAACUGACCCAAGUUUUAUCUUAAUAUGUUUCCUUAGUGCUGUAACCAAAGGCAUUGUAAAUGUUUCCCACAUGCUGUUGGAAUAUAGGGUCAGAUGUAUUAAGCCUGGAGAAGUGACAAAACAGUGAUAAGGUGAUAACACACCAGCCAAUCUGCUCUAAUAUGUAAAUCGACAGUUAGGAGCCGAUUGGCUGGUGUGUUAUCAACUUCCACUUAUCACUGGUUUAUCACUUCUCCAGGCUUAAAACAUCUGCCCCAAUCUUACACAUUACAUACCCGUAUUUCAGCAUAGCAAUAGUACUUUGUUUAUUGUAUUCCAGUGCAGAUCCCUAUAGGUCAUCUGAUCCAAUCUAUGAUGAUGCUGCUGAUCUUCUCACUAAUCUAAACCACAAGUAAUACUUAAAUAAGGCUUCCUAACUGUGCCAACUCUAAACACUUUGUACCAGUGGUUCCCAAACUUUUUUUGAAUUGUGGCGCCCUAGAGUAUCAGCAUUUAUUUUGAUGGUACCUCUAUGCCAUAAGUAUCUGAUAAGUAUAAAUUGUGCUUAUGUCACCAUUUGGAUCAGUUAUGUAGUGGAGGUCAGGGUUGCAUUUCUGUUUGUCACAUUUUAUGAUUGGCAGCCACCAGGUCUGGUUCUGACUAUUACAUGGACUUCUAAAUAAUGUAAUUUGGUCCUGAGGUACCCCUCCCUGUGCCACUGCGCCCAGUUUGGCAACCACUGCUGUACAUUGCUUUACCAUUACCAGCUGUACCCAAGGUAAAAACCACUCUAUACAAUUUAAACUAUGUUUCUGAAGGGAAUAACAUCGAGGUGUAGAGUUGGAUCUUGAUUCGAGGCACCAACAGGCUAAAGCUUUGACCGUUCCCAGGAUGCACUGCACCGCCUCCUCUAUAGCCCCGCCUCCAAGCACUGGAGCUCACUUUGUAAGUUGGUGCCUGUAGUGCAGGUCACUAACAGGGGGGGCUGCGCUAGGCAGCCCUGAAAAGAGCUUUAAUAAGACUUCAAGGUCCGCAGCACUUUUAUGUAAUUCUGCCAUGCUGUGCUGCUGCUCCAUCACUUCCCUCAGUGGCGCUGCAUACUCCUGUGGCCUGGUUCCCUGGUACUUGCAGUGGAGACGCACUUGUUUCUAGGCACACCACUGCUGCUGCUCUCCUGGAUCGCGUGGCUGCAUGACAGGGAGGAGGUAAGAGUGUCCCCCAGGUGGGACCCGCCGGUAAAUCGCAAUCCGGUCACAGUCCGCUCUGCUGGCGUUGACACUGUGGCCAUACAGGUACCCCACUAUAUCCACCAGGGCAGGGAGCACAGGUCGGAUUUACCAAAAAUCUGUCUGUAAUAGGCUCCAUAGUACCCAGUGGUGAAGUCCAGCAGAGGGGAUAAGGCGCUGACCUGUAGCCCCUACCCCAGCUCUGGGCGCCAUCUACUGCUGGUGUUCCCGCCCUGGAGCUGCAUUUCUCUCUCCCUCACUCCCUGCUGAGAUAGCUGGGCUGAUCUGCGGGACUGCUGGGUACUGUCCCCUCUGUUAAACCGCCUGUCUUGCCAACGCUGUGUAACACUUAAGUAUUCUACAUGUCAUUUUAGACCUAGUCUGGACCUGGACUCCAAAAAGACCUUGGAAGUUCUCCCUUUUAAGGGAGACAUACUAUUUGGGGAGGAUCUGAACAAGAUCGUGACUGACUUGGCAACAGCUAAGACUGCAUUUCUCCCAAGUACUAAUCCUUCUGCUCCGAAGGCUAAGAGUACCACUUUCGAUCUCCAGGUAAAGCAAAGGGUCAGGCGUCCCCGAGACAGGCUCGUACUUCCAAAACCACCAAGCCCAAGUCUAAGCAAUCUUGGGCCGCCCGUCAGCCUGCGGCAUGACUGGGCGGGCCUCCCCCUGGAGUACCCCAGGGUGGGAGGCCAACUUCUGCGGUUUGGCCGGGCCUGGUUAAAGACCACUUCAGACACCUGGGUGUGGGAAGUUGUCUCUCACGGGUACGCAAUCUCAUUCAGGAGCUGUCCCCCUCACCAGUUCUGCUCGAUGGUUAUCCCUUCAGAUCCGCUAAAAGCACAGACUUUACACUUGGUUGUACAAUCUCCCCUAGAUACUGGAGUAAUUGUGCCGGUACCUCUGUCUCAAAGAGGCAGGUGCUACUAUUCGACCCUGUUUCUAGUCCCGAAACCAAAUGGGUUCUCCCGGCCUAUACUCAACCUCAAAUCUUUAAACUAAUUUGGGAGGUAUCCAAAUUUCAUAUGAACUAUUGUACUGGUCAUGGAACCCAAGGAUUAUAUGGUAUCCCUGGACAUACAGGAUGUUUACCUGCACAUUCCUAUUGCCUUGUCGCAUCAGCAAUAUCUGCGGUUUGCUAUUGGCAACCUACAUUAUCAAUUCAGGGCUCUGCCGUUUGAACUGACCACGGCUCCUCGGAUCUUCACCAAGGUCAUGGCAGUCAUGACGGCUCUUCUCCACCGUCAGGUUGUCGGGAUCAUGCCGUAUCUGGACGACUUGCUGAUCCUGGCAAACACCCCAGAGGUUCUCCUCUGUCAUCUGGAACUGACGUUCCAUUUCUACAAGCCCACGGGUGGCUCAUCAACUGGAAGGAGUCCUCGCUGGACCCUGCUCAGAGCAUGGUGCACCUGGGGGCAUUGGGGGUAAUUCUAAGUUGAUCGCAGCAGGAUUUUUGAUAGCAAUUGGGCAAAACCAUGUGCACUGCAGGGGAGGCAGAUAUAACAUGUGCAGAGAGAGUAAGAUUUGGGUGGGUUAUUUAGUUUCUGUGCAGGGUAAAUACUGGCUGCUUUAUUUUUACACUGCAAAUUAGAUUGCAGAUUAAACACACCCCACCCAAAUCUAACUCUCUCUGCACAUGUUAUAUCUGCCUCCCCUGCAGUGCACAUGGUUUUGCCCAAUUGCUAACAAAAAUCCUUCUGCGAUCAACUUGGAAUUACCCCCAUUGUUGGACACACACAACACGAUUGUUCUUGUCUCCAGAGAAGGUCCUGAAACUUCAGGACAGGAUCAGAUACUUCCUCUCUCGCCAGAUAGUGUCAAUACACUCGGCGAUGCAAGUACUAGGCCUCAUGAUGUCGGCAUUCGACAUGGUAGAGUACGCUCAAUUUAAUUCCCGCCCUCUGCAGAGGUUAAUCCUUUCCAAGUGGAACGGCCUGCCUCACAGGAUCAGGUCUCAAAUGAUCUCCUUGACUCCAGAGGUUCGUCUGUUACUGAGCUGGUGGUUACAGGACCAACUGUUGAGCAGGGGGCCGUCCCUUCUGGAUCUCCAACUGGGUCCUCUUGACAACUGUGAGGUUGGGGCGCGUUGUUGGAGCAACACUCUCUUCAGGGUCGGUGGACCAGGGAGGAAUCUCUCCUCCCGAUAAACAUUCUGGAAUUGCGGGCAGUGUUCAAUGCGUUGACACUGGCCCUGACUCUUGUACAGAACAGGCCUGUUCAAGUACAAUCAGACAAUACCAUCACGGUGGCGUACAUAAAUCAUCAAGGCGGCACUCGAAGCCGCAUGGAUAUGAUGGAAGUGUCAAAUAUCCUCCAAUGGGCGGAACACCAUCUGUCCGCCAUAUCGGCAGUGUUCAUUCUGGGAGUCCUCAACUGGUAAGCGGACUUCCUCAGUCGUCAGGACGUGCACGCAGGAGAGUGGAGCCUUCAUCUAGAAGUCUUUCAACUCCUAGUGGACAAGUGGGGCCUACCAGAUGUAGACCUGAUGGCAUCUCGACACAAUCACAAUGUUCCGGUCUUCGGAGCAAGGACAAGGGAUCCUCAAGCAGCAUUCGUGGACGCACUGGCAAUUCCAUGGAACUUUCGGCUGCCAUAUGUGAUCCCUUCAGUGUCACUCCUGCCCAGGGUAAUACGGAAGUUCAAGCAAGAAGGAGGAAUACUACUUCUAGUCGACCCAGCGUGGCGCAGACGGCAUUGGUUCUCAGUCCUGCAGGGUCUCUCGAUAGAGCGUCCUCUUCUAUUUCCUCAACGCCCAGACCACCUCGUUCAGGGCCCUUGUGUCUACCCAUACCUGGCCAGUCUGGCUUUGACGGCGUGGCUCUUGAGCAUCACUCCUGAGAGCAAAAAGAUUCUCUGAGGCUUUCAUACAAACUAUGUUGAAGGCCCGUAAACCAGCUUCGGCUCGGAUUUAUUACAGGGUCUGGAAUUCUUACUUCACAUGGAGUGCUGCUAAGAAUUAUGAUGCAUAUACUUUCAAAACUUCCAGACUUUUGGCUUUUCUACUACAAGGCUUAGACUUGGGCUUUCGUCUGGCCUCCCUCAAGGUUCAUAUAUCUGCCUUGUCUGUGUGGUUUCAGAGAAAAAUUGCGUCUCUUCCUGACGUUCACACUUUCACUCAUGGUGUUCUAAGGAUCAGCUUCCCUAUGUCCCUCCUAUAGCUCCAUGGGAUCUGUCUGUCGUCUUUAAAUGCCCUGCAAGAGUCUCCAUUUGAACCUCUUGAGUGGACCUUAAAUGCCUUACGCUUAAGGUCGUGUUUCUGUUGGCUAUUGCUUCUGCUAGGAGGGUGUCUGACUUCGUCCACCCUUUCUGAUUUUUCACAGUGACCGGGCAGUUCUUCGAACUCGCCCUGGUUAUUUACCUAAGGUGGUAUCCUCUUUUCACCUUAACUAGGAGAUUGUGGUUCCGGCCUUCAUGUUCUUCUGGUUUGUCCUCCAAAGUAAGAUAUUUGGACGUGGUACAGACUCUCCGUAUUUAUGUGGAAAGGACUGCCUCUAUCAGGAGGUCAGAUUCCCUUUUUGUACUUUUUUGGUUUUCACAAACGUGGCUGGCCUGCGAAUAAGCAGAUCUUGGCCAGAUGGAUUAGAAUGGUGAUUGCACAAGUUUAUGCGCAGGCUGGACUGCCAGCUCCUGCUACUAUCGAGGCCCAUUCUACUCGGUCGGUUGGACCUUCUUGGGCGGCCCGCCGUGGCGCAUCCGCAGAACAGUUGGGCAAGGCGGCUACAUGGUCCUCAGUGAACACGUUCAUCAGGUUCUAUGCCUUUUGAUACUUCCGCCUCCCAGGAUGAUGCUUUUGAAUGCCGGGUUCUUUAGGACAUCCCCGAUGUUAUUCCCUUUGGAAUACCAGUGUACCCUGCUGCAGAAAAGGAGAUUUAUGGUAGACUUACCAUUGUUAAAUCUUUAUGCAGGGUACACUUGGAUUAGACAGGGCGCCCACCCUGACGCACUUAGCUUCUUUGGGUUUAUUUGGCAUAGCUGCUAGUCCCUUCUCCUGUCGUGAGAAUGUGGUUCUAUGUGACUAACAUCUACCGUCUCUUACCUGCUACUGCAUUGGACUGGUUAACAAAACAGCUCCAGUGCCUUGAGGUAGGGCUAUAGAAGAGGUGGUGCAGUGCAUCCUGGGAACAUUUAAAGCUUUAGCCUCUUGGUGCCUCGGAUCAAGAUCCAGCUUUACACCCCGAUGUUAUUCCCUGUGGAAUCUAGUGUACCUUGCAGAAAGAGAUUUAACAAUGGUAAGUCUACCAUAAAUUUCCUUUUUAAUUAUUGUAACAGCCAUUAUAGCUAUGGAAAUGAUUACGGAAAAUAUUUUUUUGAUUGUGGUUUUUUUUUGGGGGGUUUUUUUUUGUUUUUGUCAGGUCUUUUUAAUCUUUCAGUUCAGUACAUUCUGCCGGACACUCUCUUGCCAAGUCUGGGGCUUUGCCCUAUCUCUCUAGUCUUGAUACUUUGUAGUAUGGUGAAGUAAUCUCCAUGAUUGAUUCACUAUAACUUUUUUUUUUUUUUUUAAUAAAUAUUGUUUUAUGGUAUGGCAUCAUGAAACUAGCAAUCAGCUUUGAAUACGUCUGGUCAUCAUUAUCUCUUUAGUUAAACCUAAAUGUUGUAUUCAUUUAAUAAGACUAUUCCUACCUAAAACCUCUGUGCCAAGUUCUCUGUUAAAGACAGUGUGGUUGGAUAUUGUUAACUAUACCCAAACUAAAUACGGUUUUGUUGGGGUGUUUUUUUUUUUUUUUUUUUUUUCUAUUGUGUGUUCCAAUCAUUCCUCACCAUAUCCCAGGAAAAAAAUAAUCAAUUUAAAAUACACUCAAAAUUGUCUAUAGUUUCCAAUAUCCUCAACAUGAUAGAAGUUAACAUAUCCUACAAUUUCCUGUGUACGCCUAUGUUAAUAAGGUAUUUUGUGUAACGAUCUUUAAUAAAUAUCUCAUUUGGAAGUAA